UUUUUCAAAAUGGGAAACAGAAUAAGCAAACUUUUGAAAAGGCUAUUCGAUUAUCCUAUUAAAAGAAAACCGAUUUGUUUUUUUAGAAGUGAAGAUUUUACAACGACAGGCGAACCGAUUUCAAAAGAUGUUGAACAAGAAAGAAGUCAAUUAACCGAAUAUGACAAAUUGGUCCAGUCGUUCUAUACAAGGUUAGAUCAAGAAAGACAAUCCGACCUGAAAACUGUCGAGAAAGACGUCAGAACAAGUUUUGAGAAAAUUGCGGAACAGUACCCUGGGUGGGAUGACGUGACUGUUUCUAAUUUGCACAAUCUUUUUCUACUUUUUGACAACAACAUGAACGGGAUGUUGGACUAUGAGGAUUUUGCUUCCAUUUUGGAAUGCCUUGGCGAUACCCAUACGUAUGAAGAAAGGAAAGAAAAAUUUACAUCAGCAGAUACUGAUUUGAACGGUUGGAUUACCUACGAUGAAUAUUUAUCGGUUAUUUUUAACUUUGAUCCACCAGAUCAAUAUGGACUUACUGGUUUAGCAAAGUUAGCUGUUUUGAAAGCAGAAAAUGUUCACUUUGUUACCCAGUUAUCUGUCGGUGAACAAUUAGAAUAUGGCUUAUUUUGAGAAAAGUCAAGUAGCUUUUGGUAUUUACGUAUUUUAUAACCAAGUGUAAGAAGGAAAUCGACGACUAAAUAAAUUUAGAAUUAUAGAUAUCCAUACUUUUCUUUUAAAAUGUUUGGUGGAACAGUGUAGAAGACAGUGGAUGGUAUUACAGUCAAAUAACCAAUUGAUUUCCAAUCAUAUCUCACAUUAAACAAAACUAAUCAAUUAAGACAAUGCCCUCUUUGACUUGUAAUUGAUAAUUAAACAUAAAUAUCUAAUUGAGUGCCAAAGAAUAAAACUGGAGAUUGGAGGCUGAAGUCAGUUUAUCAGAACUCUUGUCUAAUGACUUGAAAAAAUUGGACAUUUGGACCGAACAAGUGAAUCCACCGAUACAACAAAGGAACUGAAAGUCAGCCACUCAACUAUAAGCCAUCAAAUCAAUAAAACACCUGAUAAAAAAGUUGUAAAAUCAAUCAAGUUCAUAUUUUAUUAUAUGUUUUGAAAAAGCAAUACAAUA
This is a messenger RNA of Agrilus planipennis (emerald ash borer), 1111 nucleotides long. RefSeq lists its product as uncharacterized. Lineage: Eukaryota; Metazoa; Arthropoda; Insecta; Coleoptera; Buprestidae. The transcript has 4 exons. Gene Ontology annotation, molecular function: calcium ion binding. Bases 10 to 615 code for a protein of 201 amino acids. The record is from RefSeq and is a predicted model, not a curated record.